This is a messenger RNA of Protopolystoma xenopodis, 384 nucleotides long. Lineage: Eukaryota; Metazoa; Platyhelminthes; Monogenea; Polystomatidea; Polystomatidae. The record is from the annotation of a GenBank genome assembly.
AUGAACCAUGAACAAGACCUAAAGGAGGCACAAGGACAGAUCGCAGAAUUUGCAAGCCAGCGUGAUCAAGCUUUGCAGGAUGCAGGUGAACUGCGCGUGCAACUAAAACUCACGGAAGAGGUGAGAGACAGUCUAAGACGUGAUCUCUCUGAAGUGAACAGAAGAUUACGUGAGACGGACGAGGUGCGUGAGACACUUCGCCGCGAGCUGAUCGAGGUUCGUAGGACGCUAAUCGAAGUUCAACGUGAUCGUGACAGCCUUAACGAAGCGAAAGAUCAUCUCUCUGAAAAAUUUAAAGGUCUGGAAACAGAGCGUGUUGAGCUUAACCGAGCGAUUUCGGAUCACACUCUGAGGAUCUCCAGUGAGUUUGCGAUGACUUAUUAA